This is a messenger RNA of Nomia melanderi (Alkali bee), 3286 nucleotides long. It is a transcript of the gene Vdup1, whose product is annotated as arrestin family protein Vdup1. Gene Ontology annotation, cellular component: cytoplasm. Lineage: Eukaryota; Metazoa; Arthropoda; Insecta; Hymenoptera; Halictidae. Gene Ontology annotation, biological process: protein transport. The record is from RefSeq and is a predicted model, not a curated record.
GGCAGGAAGAGGCUCGCUGCGUCGCCCGCGGCGCACUCGGUCCGCGCCGAGUCGUUCGUCCGUCCUCGUCCCUUCUCGGUCCCUUCGGCGCGCGGCGAGGAUGCGAUCGCGCCGCGACGCUGCCUCGAGAGACGUGUCCCGAGCCCGGCCGACCGAGCAGCAGCAGCAGCAGCUUUCCAACGAGGGGACGCGUGCAAGGUUAUGGGCGUGCUGCGAGUCCAGCGUACGAUCCUCGCGUGCGUCGGGAAAAAUUGCGUGCUUGUGGCGACUCCGCGCAUAAUCAGUUACCGCGCGGCCGUUCGGAAGUGAAUGUUGCGAGUGACUGUGCACCGUGUGCUCUGUGAGACGGAAUCAUGACGCGAAAGUUGAGCAAGUUUCUGAUACUGUUCGACAACACGAACCUCCUGUACUUCCCGGGCCACUUCUUGUCGGGACGCGUGAUCAUCGAGCUGGACGACGAGGCUUACGUUUCAGGGCUGCAUUUCCAUGUGAUCGGCGAGGGAGUGGUGCGCGUGCGCAGCCAGCGCGCCGAGAGGGUCUACGACAAGGAGAACUACAUAGAUUUUCGUAUGAGACUGCUGGGGGAGCCAGGAGAAGGACCGUCGCUGCUGUCCCCGGGGAUCCACAGCUUUCCAUUCAAAUUAGGCCUGCCCCUCGGCCUGCCCUCCACUUUCCUCGGCAAGCACGGAUGGGUGCAAUACUACUGCAAGGCGGCGCUCCGCGAGCCCGGCGGCCUGACCCACAAGAACCAGCAGGUGUUCAUUGUGAUGAACCCCAUCGACCUGAACCUGGAGCCGCCGAUCCUGGCGCAACCGGCGCGGCAAGAGAUCGAGCAACGGGUCGGCGUCUCCUGUGUCUCCGGGGGCCCGGUGUUCUGCAGGGUGAGCCUCGACCGAGGCGGAUACGUUCCCGGCGAAACUAUUGGCAUUUCUGCGACCGUCAGCAAUCGGAGCAAGGUGACUAUGAAGUCGACUAAAGCAUCCCUGACCGAAACAAUACAGUACCUGUGCAGAGGUAAAGUGCUUGCAAGUGAGACACGAGAGUUGGCGAGUGUUUCCAGGGGGAAAAUUCGACCUGGUGAGGGUGAGGAAUGGUUGAACGAGCAAAUGUAUGUUCCUCCAUUACCACCCACCAAUCUACGGGGGUGUCACCUCAUCAAUGUUCUUUAUCAUGUUUACUUUGUAAUAAGCCCAAAGAGUUUGGAUAAGGAAAUCAAGUUGCAAAUACCGAUUGUCCUGGCUACGUACCCUUUGAGACAAGAAGGCGCACCAGCAGGAACUGCCCCAUCGAAAAGAGGAGCACACUACCCGUCAACUCUGCCAAUAUUUCGCCCAUGGCUGGACGACAAAGCUUUUGAAAUACAAGAGUGAAUGGAGUUUAACUAACUUUUGAAACAAUGACCAUUCCAAUGUUUGGAAUAAUGAUAAUGUAAAGAAUUGUUACUCUGUGAAGUUGAACUUUCACUCCUCGGUAAUGUUAAUACGCUUAUAAUGAUACUUAUACAAUGACAUGCAAUGAAAUAUUUAUAAUUCUGUUAAGAAAACUGGAGGAAGACUAAAAGCACAGAUAAAUGACUGGCGAAGAAGCUAUUUUUAAUAACACAUUCCAUUACUUUUUCUAACGUUGCCCAUUUUUCUAAUAUGACUUAAUGAAAUUGUUAAUCAAUUAGAGCGUAAGUAUGUUGCAUCUUGAUCGUUGAUGUUUAGUACAUGUUAUAUUGUGAAUAAUUGUUCAUAAUAUGAGAAUGUUAUAUAUUAUGAGCUAUGAAAAUAUUGUAAACAGUGUUGCUUAUCGUUAAUGGAAGUAUGCGUGUAAGAAAUUUCAUAUACACACCAGAAAGAACUUCGAAGGCGAGCACAGAUUCUUUCUAGCAUUUAUUUAAUAGCUACGAGUAAUGCUGUUGUUAACAAAAAUGACUCUUAUAUACUGUAAUGAAUGUAUAAAGUUAAUUUUUUUAUUGUAUAAAUUAAUUUAAUAUAUUAUAUUGUCACCAUUGCCAUAAUUUUAUAGGGGAUGUAUUUAAUUAAAAGUUUUAUGUUACAUCUAAAUUAAAUUAAUCGAUAAUUUUAGUGUAACGAAGAUUAUUAUUUAAAUAAAAUUUUAUAUUUAACUCAAAUUGAAUUAAGAAAAUGUUAUUUAACGACAAAUCAUUUAAAUAACAUUAAUCUAACAUUCCAACUGUUCAGCAGAUAUAUUUAAUUAAAAGUUUCAUAUCAAAUAAAGGAUUAACUUCACUGAAGAAAAAAUUGUUAUCAGUAAAGUUAGUUUUAAUAAAAUUUUCAAAACAGAUGUUACUUAAAUGAAGAUAAUAUAAAAUUUUAUUUUUACGGAGCAUUGAUUUAACUAAAUAUCAGAUAGUAAAUUUAAAUUAAGGAAAUUAUUGAAGAAAUAUAUAUGUACUUACUUAAGUUGUUCUUCGUUAAAAGGGUACGCCUUCUAAGCAUCACAACGAAGGUGGACAAGGCUGUCUCAUAACUGUCCGUGUACCAACAUUAACCAUGGGACCAAGGAGAUUGCUGUCUGCGUCAACACCUUUGCCUUUAAGCUAGGUUUAACACUUUGGACACUAUGCGUAUAAUUUCAGUACCUUCGAAACUUCUUCCAACUCUAUCACUCAUAUUCCCUUAUUUACUUCGAAAAGUUUUUCAGUCUGACCGUACAUCACAUCAGUUUUUCAGAUUUAAGUAUAUUGUUCCCUUAAUUUAUUCGCAUUUCUCUAUUUGGGAUUAUCACAUUACCAAAAUCUCUACCCUGAUAAAAACAUAUUCUUUUCAUGUCUAUCUAUCGUUGAGUAUGUUGGAUAGAUCUAGCAUAGUUUCUUAUCUGAAAUCUUUUUUAGGAACCAACAUCAGUACGGAACCAUAAUUUAGUUCUAGAGUCAUUAUCAUAUCUAGUAAAAGGAGGUAUAGUACAAUAAUCAUUUUUUGACUUUGAGAUCUUUGACAUCUCAAGAUUUUCUCAAAUGAAUUGACAAGUUCUCGAAUCAAAUUACCAUUUCUCAGGACUUUCAGACUUUCAAAUAUCAAUAAUUAGGUAAUCGAUUCAAUGAAUCUUCUCUCAAAUUAAAAAAUUAAUAUUUCUGCAGUUACUGUACUCGUAUCACCUUGAGUUUCUCCACAUUUAUUAACUUUUAACGGAUGUGGAAUUAUGAAAAAAUUGAGAGAGUUAUACGUAAAAUGUAUCUGUUUUUUGGUUCAGACGUACACUUACAAAAACCAGACGUUCCAUUAUUGAAGAAUCUCUGAAGGACUGCUGCGGGAUGCAGCAGAACUGUUUGUACGUUGGG